UUAGUGGAAAAUGAAAGCACGCCGUGAAUGAGCUGCCGUGGGACGAACCUGUCGCCCUCAGAGCGUCUCACAGGCGCAGGCACGAGCAGGAGUCCUAGACGGCGGCGCAGAGGCUGGAGGCUGGAGAUGGAGACGCUAAAAAGAGUAUUUUCUCGUAGGACUUUAAGGAGGGGGUCGAGCAUUCUGUCCACGUCAGACAACGUGCAGGAUGAAGCCCUCCCCCUACAACUGAACCACAUGCCCGAGAAAGAGCCAGCGCAGAAGGAGCAGGAGGAGCAGGAGGAGCAGGAGACGGUGCCGUGUAGGAACCUCUCUGAGCUCCUUCAGAUGCGUCCUGGUUCAGACGUCAACACAUCGGUGGAUGGAGUCCCUUGCCUUGAGUGCACUGACUCAAACUCAGAGCAACAAAAUCAAAAUCAAGGCGGCAAUUGCCUCGUUCAGUUAUAUGUAUCCCAGCAGUUCCCAGAACCACCAGAGAACCAGAACCUUCAUCAGCACCUGCAGAACAUCCAGACCACUGUGCUCAACGAGCUCACGGGGCUGAGUCCUGUGUUGGAUGAGCGUCUGAUGGGUCAUCUGAUCAACUGCUACCAUAGACAGACAUUUAACCAAAUGCAUCGUCUGCUCCAGAACAUCAGCUCCACCCAGAACCACUUUGUGCUGAUGAUGUGGGUCCUGAAAACCUACCUGAGUCAGGAGCUGCUCGGACACCCUGACCUUCAAAAAGUAGAUCCCAUCAAAAACAUAGACCUGCUGCUGUUUACAGAGUGGGAAGCGAAGGCCAGAGACAAACUGCUUCAGAGCGUGCAUGAAGAAGUCAGCGACUCCCUGGAGAACAUCCUGCUCAAUGAGAAAACCCAUGAACAAUGCAACAGUGAGGAGGAUUAUGUCAGAGUCUUCGUGGACACAAUUCAGUGCAUCAAAGCUGUGCACAAAGCAGCACAACAAAUCAGCUCAAAGCUGUCUGAUGAUGUUCAGAACGUUUGUUUUCAGCAGCUGCUGGUUUUUGUAAAGAGGUACUCAGACGAGCAGACUGAGGGUCUUGGAAAGAAAGCAGCGAUGCCAGAACCAGAAACAAUUCAAUUCUUAAAGACUCUGAAAACCUGUAAAGAACUCAAACUGCACGUUCAAGUUGAAGCUGCUGGAGCUUCGUAUUCAGGGAAAAUUGUUGAAACACUGGACAAGCUGGAGGUUUUCACUCUGAACCUGCUCCUGGACAUCGUUGAUAAAAUGGCAGAGGCUAACCUCAGCACGUACUUCAAAUCAGACAGCAAGUGUUUCUCCUUGCUUCCUGCAGUACAGAAACGGUUUCCAAAGCAGUGCUAUGGUGCAGAUGAACAGAAGCUUCUAUAUUUUCAGAGGGUUUUGAACAAGGCCUACAAGCUCAUAGUUCAGAUUUAUGUCAAACAUCUGAUCAAGACCAACAAGCGUCAACUGGAGAGUUGUUGGAAUCCUGACGUCAGCAAAACCAUCGGUGAAGAUGCUCAUGGAAUUCACAGCAUCAUGUCAGAGCUGGCCCCCGACGUUCCACAGCAGAACCAACUACUGCUGAAGGUCAAGGAGCUGUUGGACUGCGAGUGCAACGAGGCGCUGAAGCUCACAGCUGCGACCAUACAGAAAGACUUUGGCAAGGACCCAGAGCUCCUGCCUGCCCUGCUCAAGUGGAAAGGCCUUCCUAAAGGGCAGGUGAGGGAGGUGCUGGAGACCAUUCAACACGACUACCACCACCAGUCUGGGUGCUCGCCUAUUAAAUGCUGGUAAAGACAGUAGGAGGGAAUGCUUGAAAAGUGGACAAAUGGGGCCUUUACUGUGAAGCACUUAGAACCUGUGUUUGUACUAAAACUGUUAUAACUUGAGAGAAUUUUUUAAAAGGUCAUAUUGCAAAAUGGCUCCAGUCAUUUUAUUUUUCUGUAUUGUACCUCUCCUUUAGUUUCUCCAUUUUGAGUUGUGGUGCUAUUAUAACUUUUUUUCUAGUAUAAAAACAUGAUCUGCUUGUAUUUACUGUAAUGGACUUUGCUGUGUUACAUUCUGUAUUUCUCUGUAGUGUUACUUCGUUUUCAUAAAUAAAUGUUUCUGUUCCAUCA
Betta splendens (Siamese fighting fish) is the source of this 2084-nucleotide messenger RNA. RefSeq lists its product as uncharacterized. The transcript has 11 exons. Gene Ontology annotation, biological process: exocyst localization; exocytosis. NCBI's taxonomy places the organism in Eukaryota, Metazoa, Chordata, Actinopteri, Anabantiformes, Osphronemidae. The record is from RefSeq and is a predicted model, not a curated record. Gene Ontology annotation, molecular function: SNARE binding. Bases 28 to 1761 code for a protein of 577 amino acids. Gene Ontology annotation, cellular component: exocyst.